Messenger RNA from Cooperia oncophora, 261 nucleotides. The record is from the annotation of a GenBank genome assembly. Lineage: Eukaryota; Metazoa; Nematoda; Chromadorea; Rhabditida; Trichostrongylidae.
AUGUUCAACAACGGCGAAAAGCCAUGGCCAGACGAUGAACCGAAAAGGAUUGCUACUCACAUACGAAAAGGGCGAAUGCCUGCAAUGCCUCCUAGCACACCACCUCAGGUAGUACAAAUGACAGCGAAUAUAUGGAAUAUCAGUCCAGAAGCGAGACCUUCAAUGGACGACCUAUGCAAACAGUUGAGAGCGCUGAACAAAACAGACUUCAAGGUAGUCAAUUCCAUUGUGCAUUUCAAUGAAGUACAUAGUCCUCUAUGA